Molecule: messenger RNA, 1242 nt
Organism: Ochlerotatus camptorhynchus
Lineage: Eukaryota; Metazoa; Arthropoda; Insecta; Diptera; Culicidae
Product: scavenger receptor class B member 1-like
Exons: 5
Coding region: 1-837 (278 amino acids)
Cellular component (GO): cytoplasm; membrane
Molecular function (GO): scavenger receptor activity
Source: RefSeq, a predicted model, not a curated record
AUGCAGGCACUGCGGAAGCAUCCCAAGGAGGUCAAAUCUGAGGAAGACAUGAAGAAAAAGUUGGUUUCCGUAGAGAAGAAGUUGCAGCCAGAUCGAUUUGACAUUUUACAGGUACAAGUUGGCAGUGAUUAUGAGGUUGAUGGUAUCCAAGCAACUAGAUUUGUAUUCGAAGAAAAUGCUCUUGACAAUGGACAUCUAGAUGUGAGAAAUAAGUGUUUCUGCAGAAAAGGUGAAUGUCUGACAAGAGGUUUAAUAGACGUUACAGACUGCUACUAUGGAUUUCCGAUAGCGCUGAGUUAUCCUCAUUUUUACGAUGCUGAUCCCGAACUUCUCACAACGAUAGAAGGGCUUCAUCCCAAUGGAUCAAUUCAUGGUAGUUUCUUCAUGAUAAAUGCGAUGUCCGGUUUGCCGCUGAAACUCUCGGUAAAGUUCCAAAUCAACAUGGCAAUGGGAGAUAUAACGAAUAUGGCAGAAUGUGAGCGGUUUUCGAAUGUAGUUAUACCUACUUUAUGGUUUGAAAUAACGAUGGUCCAACUACCGAAGGCACUGAGGAAUCGGUUUCUGUUUUACCUCUAUUACCUCAGAAUAUUUGACCGAAUUGUAUAUUAUGCACUAUUCAUAGGAGGAUCAUUGCUCCUAUUGUUUUCUGUGCUACGUGUAUCAGUCUCCAUAUCAGCGAUGUUCUCAACAUCUCACCGUAUAUCUACUGUACGGAAAAAUCAUAUAAGCUCCGACAUCAAUAGCCAAGGGAACCGCAGAAAUUCUAUUCUGAAGAACAAUACAUCAAAGCUAGAAUCAGGAUCAGAACAAGAACGAGAGCAAUUUCUUCUUCGAUAACGAGGGAAUGAAACAUUUCUUAUUUAUUACUUAGAGUUAAGUUUCAAAUGUAUAUUACUUUAACCGUCAUGCGCGUGAUGCAAUACCCGGGAUCCCAGCUCCCAGUUGAAUAAGAUGGGGAAGAAACAAAAACAAAAAAAAUCUAAACGCACAUAAGAGUUAAAUAAACAAUAACUCGAAAAUGACUCGAAAAUAUAAAUAUGAUAAAAUGUUUUAUUUGAAUUUGUGUUUGUAUUUAUUAAAUAAAUUAAACCUUUGUGUCAGUUACAAAUGCAUUAUACGUUACUCAGACAUAUAUCCAUAUAAGUUUAUGCAAAUUAUAUUUUUAAGUUUUUAAAGCGUUUUAAUAUAUAGUUUUGAAAAAUACCAGCUACCCACUAGGGUGGAGGCUAGAUCCCUCCCUGG